GGAUGGUAAUCAUCUUAUGUCCUGUGUAGUUUGAUAGAAAGCCAGGAAAAGAGUGCCACAAGCAAAGCAAAACUCAUGGCCAUUUCAUGCACCCCUGCUAUCAACAACCUUCCACUUAACUGCCACCCAACUCCUGUUUCCAUAACUGUCAAUAACGAACGUUACUUCGCAGACCACCCUCUACUCUUACAGCUGGACCGAUGCUCCGACUCUACACAGCUCAAGCAAAUUCACGCUCGAAUGCUACGAAUCGGGCUCUUUUCCGACCCUUAUUCGGCCAGCAAGCUCAUCCAGGUCGCAGCUUUCUCGGAAGUCUCAAGCAUCCAGUAUGCCCAGAAAGUGUUUGAUCAAAUUCCCCGCCCAAAUCUUUACUCUUGGAACGCCCUCAUUCGCUCCUAUGCUUCCAGUCAAGAACCCGUUAAUGCCCUUUUGAUCUUUAUCAAAAUGCUUCAUGGGAGUGAUGAAUUGCCUAAUAAAUUUACGUUUCCUUUUCUGAUCAAAGCCUCUGCACUGCUUUCAGCUCUGUCGGUUGGAAAAGGGCUCCACGGGAUGGUGCUCAAAUCGGAGUUUGGGUCUGACUUGUUUGUUCUUAAUUCUUUGAUCCAUUUCUAUGGUGAAUGCGGGUGUUUCGAUAUGGCGUACCGGGUUUUCAUGAGCAUGCCCAAAAGGGACGUUGUUUCUUGGAAUUCAACGAUCGUCGGGCUUGCACAAGGCGGUUAUGCUGAAGAGUCAUUGGACUUGUUCUUCAGGAUGGAGGGAGAAAAUGUGAGGCCCAAUGACGUCACCAUGAUAGGAGUCCUGUCAGCUUGCGCAAAGAAUUUAGACUUGGAGCUCGGGAGGUCAAUGCAUUUGUAUAUUAGGAGAAAUGGGAUUAAGGAGAGUUUGGUAUUAAAUAAUGCAAUUCUUGACAUGUAUGUGAAGUGUGGGAGUAUGGAGGAUGCAAAAAGAUUGUUUGACAAGAUGGGGGUUAAGGACAUUAUUUCAUGGACAACUAUGCUUGUCGGGUACACGAAGGUGGGGGAUUUUAGUGCUGCUAGGAGUCUUUUUGAUACAAUGCCUUGCCAAGAUAUUGCUGCAUGGAAUGCUCUUAUCUCGGCUUAUGAGCAGAAUGGUAAUCCUAAGGAGGCAUUGGCUACUUUCAAUGAAUUGCAGCUCAGAAAGGAGGCUAAACCUGAUGCAGUUACACUUGUUUGUGCGCUGUCAGCAUGUGCUCAGUUGGGGGCAAUCGAUUUAGGGGGCUGGAUUCAUGUAUACAUCAAUAAACAUGGUAUUAAUUUAAAUUGUCAUCUCACUACUGCAUUGAUUGACAUGUAUUCUAAGUGUGGGGAUUUGGAGAAGGCACUUGAAGUAUUUCAUUCUGUGGACAAUAGAGAUGUUUUUGUAUGGAGUGCCAUGAUUGCUGGCUUCGCAAUGCAUGGGCGUGGAAGGGAAGCAAUAGGUCUUUUCUUGAAAAUGCAAGAAGCUAAGGUCAAGCCUAAUUCUGUUACUUUUACCAACUUAUUAAGUGCUUGCAGUCACUCAGGGCUGGUGGAUUCUGGAAGGGGCAUUUUCAAUCAAAUGGAGUCAGUUUUUGGGGUUGUGCCUGGGGUCCAGCACUAUGCUUGCCUGGUUGAUAUUCUUGGUCGUGCAGGUCACUUGGAAGAAGCACUUGAUGUAAUUGACAAUAUGCCCGUUUCCGCUGGGGCAUCAGUGUGGGGGGCUCUGCUUGGUGCGUGCAGGCUUCAUGGAAACAUUGACAUAGGUGAACGGGCUUGUAGCAAUUUGCUUGAAUUAGAGCCUCAAAAUGAUGGAGCCUAUGUGCUUUUAUCUAAUAUUUAUGCUAAAUCAGGUAGAUGGGACAAAGUUUCAGAAUUAAGGAAGCUUAUGAGAAACUCUGGACUAAAGAAGGAACCCGGUUGCAGCUUAAUUGAGGUGGAUGGCAAUGUUCAUGAAUUUCUUGUUGGAGAUAAUACUCACCCUCUUUCAAAGAAUAUCUACCUGAAAUUGGAUGAGAUUGCGACUAGAUUGACAUCUGUUGGUUAUGUGCCAAUGAAAUCCCAGCUGCUGCAACUUGUUGAAGAAGAACAUGUGCAAGAGCAGGCAUUAUAUCUUCACAGCGAGAAGUUGGCUAUGGCGUUUGGACUUAUUAGUAUAAGCCCAUCCCAACCAAUUCGAAUUGUAAAGAAUCUCCGUAUCUGUGGUGACUGCCAUGCUGCUGCUAAGCUGAUAUCAAAGCUUUAUAAUAGAGAAAUAGUAUUGAGAGACUGUUACCGGUUUCAUCACUUUAAAGGAGGCUCUUGUUCAUGCAUGGAUUACUGGUAAAUUCUGGAAUGCUGGCCUGCAAAAGAUUCUUAUGCGGGACUCCUAUCAACUGGUAAAAAUGCAGAGAAAAUUUCCAGUAGGCAUGGCACCAAGAGCGACUUCACUUAUCUGGGACUUAAAACUCCAUUAGUGCAAAUUUGUCUGUGCCAUUUGACACAAGCAUAGCAGAUGAAAUAUAUGUUAAAAAUCCAAAGAUGAUCAACAUGCGAAUGAUGGAACAUGGGGCUAAUCCAGUUUACAUGCCUAAAUGUAAUUUUGGCGUUGGAAGCUCAAUUUGGAAGGAAAAGGUUGCUGAGCAUGCUUCGUCGUGGUAGUCAGGUUGUUGCAGAAACUGGUGACAAAUUAUUUGAUUUCAGAAGCCAAGUUUCUGUGAUAAUGAGUGGACAAGUGGAACUGAUGGUAUUGAAUGCAUGCUAUCAAAUGGAUUGGAGCUUGACCGACUGCUAAUGGUUGCAUCAGGAAUUUGCCAGACCCGUUUACUUUGAAAAUUGUCGGGCAUGUCCUAGUGCACGUAGUAGCGCACAAAAUAUUUGGUUGGUCAUAGACUACUGGUAUGUGGAUGACCAGAAUAUACUUGAUUGUAGUAAACACUACUCCUGCAUUACAUCUAGAUUACCAGUAUUGGUGGAUAUAUGUAUCCAGAUCUUGAAAUUUCAGGCGAAUCAUAAUACCUCUCAUGUGUUGCGUGUUGACUCUAAAAGCUAAUACUCCUAUCAUAUAAUCA
Messenger RNA from Coffea eugenioides, 3025 nucleotides. RefSeq names its product pentatricopeptide repeat-containing protein At2g29760, chloroplastic. Bases 76 to 2301 code for a protein of 741 amino acids. Lineage: Eukaryota; Viridiplantae; Streptophyta; Magnoliopsida; Gentianales; Rubiaceae. Gene Ontology annotation, molecular function: protein binding; RNA binding; zinc ion binding. Gene Ontology annotation, biological process: RNA modification. The transcript has a single exon. The record is from RefSeq and is a predicted model, not a curated record.